Strongylus vulgaris is the source of this 783-nucleotide messenger RNA. The record is from the annotation of a GenBank genome assembly. Lineage: Eukaryota; Metazoa; Nematoda; Chromadorea; Rhabditida; Strongylidae.
AUGACAAGCGUGCAUGUAUGCAUUGAAAUAUCUGGUUUAGGUGUUGUGUUUGCUGUUGUUUUUCUCGUGCUCAAAGAAAGCAAACCACUGAUUCGCGAUAUGACGGGUUUUCUUUUUCUCAGAUUCGCUGCGGCAACUCUGCUGAUCACGGAACAACAUGCCGAGUAUGGAUUGGAAGAACUUCCUAGUCGUUUGAAUUAUUGUAUUGAUGAUCUGAAUUUGUACAAACGAAACACGGACACGAGAAUACGAAAACUCUUAAUUGACGACUACCAGAUGCUAAAUCGAACAAUAGCUGCGCAGAUGUCGAAUGCUGGACAUAUGAUGAUUCAAACGGUGAAAAAGCUCACUGGUGCCCAAAGCGUUGACGCUUUGAUGAACAUAAGCGACAGUGCAAUGGAAAUUCAUGACAGCUUGCUUGAGACAAACAAACAAUUCAAGCAACUUCUUGUAGAUUACUCACAUUUCGAAAGCAAUUUCGCGGAGGACGUGGACAUGGCCCUGGAAAUUAUCACAGCAGCAGAUAUUCCGCAACUUUUGGGCGAUACUGUAGCUCGUUUCAAAACGAUGCAAAAUAGAUUGCAAACUGAAGUCGAUAAAAAAGUUCACUCUUCACAAGCAGUUCUGAAGCAGAUUGCUGACAGCUUAUUUGUCAUUGCUGAGAAGGUUUCUACUCAAAUUCGACAAAUUAAUUUUGAUGCGCUUUAUGACAUCGUAUCCUUUGCUUCCGAUCCAAAGGACAACCCGGCUGUUAAAUACGUACUUUACAGAUCAUCGGUGUGA